UAAGGGGGUUGGGAAACCUCACUGACCCAACAAAAUCCUCUUUCUGGGAGCUCAUGAAGCUGUAGGGCUGCAGGGAUCUUGGAGUGGACGGAUAAGGCUGCUGAGACAGGAUGAGAGGUUUAAACAUGCACAAAACAAAUUAGUUAGACUCAUAAGUUAGUUAAAAGUGCCUGUGAUCUGCCUGAGAAAUGUCCAUGCAGGGGUCAGUGCUCGCAGUGGGAAAAUGCCUCGCCUGCUUGGAGUUUAUGUUGUUUCCAGUGUGGCGGGGGAUCGGGGCCGGUAGUGGCGUUGGCGGUGGCUGGAGCCAGGGUUGGGGGCGCUGUUUGCGAUGGGAGCCCAACAGUCCAGGACAAGGGGCCCGGAUCCCAGCGUUUGACUACCCUGUCUGGUUAGUCCUCUGUCGUGGGGGACGUGCCAGACUCAGGGAGGUUUGUCAGAGAGGGAGGGGUGCCAUCAGACUGCCCACAGACAUGCUCAGCAUCAAGCUUCCCCAACUCUUCGACAUCCACCAGGUCCCCAAGGUGUUCAGGGAGGAUAGCAUCAUCUCUGGAUACCGUCACCCUCGGAGCUCAGCGCUGGACUGCGUCCUCAGCAGCUUCCAGAUGAACAACGAGACCAUCAACAUCUGGACCCACUUCUUGCCAACAUGGUAUUUCCUAUGGCGUUUCUGUGUCCUCUGCUCCACCCUGAACUUCCUGACCGACAGCUACACCUGGCCCCUGCUGGUGUACAUGCUGCUCAUUUGCAUUUACCCCUUCACCUCCAGCUGCGCUCACACCUUCAGCACCAUGUCUCCAGAGUCCCGCCACAUCUGCUACUUCUUUGACUACGGAGCGCUCAGCCUCUACAGCCUGGGUUGUGCCAUUAGCUACGGCUACUAUGUCAUGCCAGACUGUUGGGUGAACAGCUUCCUCCAUCAACAUUUUGUCCCCAUUGCCAUUGGAAACACGUUGUUCUGUACCAGCCUGUCCUGCUACUCCAGGUUCCUGGAGCUGCAGUUCCCACAGAGAAGUAAAGCUAUAAGAACAGGGGCGUUCGUCGUCCCCUUUAUGUUUGACACUGUCCCUCUGUUUUACAGGGUCCUUCUGUGCUGUGGAGGAAGCUGCAGCCCGAGCGACGCCUUGUCCAGUCACUGUUACCACCUCCUCUUCGCCUUCCUCACCUGCUUCCUGUUUACCGCCCACCUCCCGGAGAGGCUGGCCCCGGGGCGAUUCGACUACUUCGGCCACAGCCACCAGCUCUUCCAUGUCAGCGCCGUGGUGGGGACCCACUUCCAGAUGGAGGGCGUGAUAGCAGACAUGACGUCGCGGAGGGCGUCGCUCGUGGCCCACGGAGCGAUGCCUUCCUUCCUGGGGACCAUCGGGGCGCUGGUCGUCAGCCUCGUCCUCAACCUGGGCAUCAUAGGUAUUUUCAGCGCGCCGCUGCUGUGGAAGCCGUGCCGCAGCUCCAGCCAGGCGCACACAUCGGCGUGCGAGCGCAAGGAGCAGUGAGGCCGUGUUUUCCACCCGCAGCCACAGAACGGCUGAUUCACUUUCCAAAGGAAAGGUCGGGGCUGUUCGUCCGUCUCAGCGGUGUGUGUGUUCCAGAUGACUGUUGACAGUCCACAGUAGUGCUUGUUUAACACCCAUAGUUUUAUCAUUCAGAGAUUAAGUCUCUGAUCCAUCACGUUAAGUGCUAAAGCGUUUUUCUAACGUUAUACAUCUGAAGUAUUUGCUCAUGUGUUUACUCAGAAGCUGAGGACCCAGUCACAUUUACUGAAGCCUUUUUUUUUUUAAUGUUACAUUCAGUUUAUAUGUCAGAGGCUGAGAAAGCUUCAGAAAGGCUCUGGGUUGAAGGAAGCACGCUGUAAUAACACAACACAUAAGUGCCUUAUCGUAGACCUACACUUCACUGAUAGUGUUUAUAGCAGAUCACUACAAGUGCAAGUUUAAAUCUGAAACUGGAAACAUUAAGAGUCACAGUUAGCAGGGAUUAUAUUGAGUUAAUGAUGUGUACUAGGCCUUUUACUCUCCUCUACUUCAUUAAGGAUUAUUUGAAAAUAUUCUUUGGAACUGGACUAAUUGGUUAGUGUGGUUGUUCUGGGUAUAACGCAGCGCAGACGACCUGUAUUCAUCUCUACAUAAUAUAAUGCAGAUUGGAUUGCCAGCUCUUAUAUAUCCACCUAUUGAUUCCACUCUGCACUGACUGGAAUUGAUUUGCACACCAGUGUGGUUCUUUUUCUGAUUGCCUACCUAAUUAUGAACCCCACAAUCUGCCCUCAACAGGGGGGGAAAAAAAAGUUACAGUGCGGUGGUGAUUAAAAGACAGGCACCAUUUUUAUAACUGUGUUUCCAUGGCAGCGCUAUAGUGGCCUCAUGCCCCCUGAAGGUCUUUAACAAUUUUUAUGUUCUGAACAAAUGGCACCAUUUUCUCUUGUUCUUCCAUCACAUAUAAUAAGAUCCAUUCUGAACAUUUAUCACGUGUAAUUACACCUGGAAAAAAAAUUCCAGUUGAGAAGAAUUUACAUAUUUUCAGUCCAGUCAAAUUUCCAACACUUGUGGUUUAUAACAACUAUCGGUGGAAUUUAAGAGAAAUUGUGAAAAAAAAGUAUAUUAACUGAUAGUUUGGGGUCAUAUUAAUGUGGGAGUUUUGUGGUGUUGCAGUACUUUGGUGCAUACAUAGUAUAAAAACUCCUUAUAUACUGUGUUAUCUUGUUGUCCCAUGGAGACUGUUGUUUACAUUUACCACUGAAAUAAUAAGCCUCGUCUAUUUAUAGAAUUUUAUGAUAUUUAUUGCUUAUUUUACGUGCAGAAAUAGGAAUGAAGAUGGAGUGUUUUUUUUUUUUUUUUUCUUUUGUCGGGGGCAGCCAGAUAUACAUAAGGUAUAAUAAUUAAUAAAUAAAAAAAUCAUUCGCAUUUAAACAAAGUCCAUCUUAUCAAGUUAUUUUUGACCAUUAUUGAGCCUUAUUUAUUUUAGUAGGUCUCCAGACCUAAUCAACUUAUUUGAGGAUUUUUCUAAAAUAAAUGUCAGUGUCAGACCUGAAAAAUCAGUCGAUUAAUCAGUUAGUUGAUCAUAACUGCUGUAAUUGAUUUCUGUACUUAUAUUUCUGUUCAAUUGAAUAUUUGGAUUGUGGCCUGUUGAUUGGACAAACAUUGGGGAAAUUGUGAUGGGGCAUUUUUCACAGUUUUGUCUAGAUUUUAUAGUUAAACGAGAAAAUGAUUGAUAACACUAAAUAAAAGAGGAUAACAGACAAUUCACAAAUGGGUUCAAAUGAUCCAUCUCAAUUUAUUUUUACUUAAGACUUCAAGGGCUUAUUAAUGGACAGAAGUGACUUGAUAGGAAGCAUAAAUUAGAUAACGUAUUAAUAACAUUGUCAUAGCAGCCAUAGUAGUACUUUAUAUACCGUCUGUGGUUCAGAGACUGGCAGUAAAAAGUAAAAUUUAAUGGCUUUUAAUGGGAACUGGGUGUCACACAUACUAAACAUCUCUGUUGUAGCAUUAACACACAGUAGGUACAGAUUUCACAAAUGCUCACGUUACUUGACAAACAGCUUGGAAGCCUCAUCUGUAUAAAACAUGUUUUUAAAGCAUUUAGUUUCACAGAUUUACACCUAAUUCCACCAGUAACACCAGUAGUUCUUACACACAAUGCACGGGGGACACGUGUCUAACACACACACACACACACACACACACACACUCACACAAACCUGUUUUUAUAUAUGUUGGUGAGCGUUUAAUCAGAGGGGGAAUGUAUGUGAUAUUAUGGGAAUGAGGUGCGGUUGCAGGUGCAUGUCGGAUGCUGAAGUGGAAAUGUCGGACGCAGAGUGAAUGUUUAGAGUCACAAAGAGCACACACACAGACACGCACACUUUUUUUAUAGUGGGGCAUUGUUAAAGAUGUUUUCAAGGUUCGUGUGCACAGUAGAGAAAAAGACUUGUCGCCCUUUUUUAUGUCGCAGACGAAACAGAAGAGUAUUCACCCUCAUGUGGUUUCCACUGACUCUUGUUUUAUCUCCACUCCCGCCGAGCGUUGAUUGAUUUUUAUUUUCUCUCCACUCAUCAUCUUACAGCGUUCCUCGGUUUGACCCUGUUGCUUCUUGGAAUUGCAGCAUUUCUGGGUUAUGAUGUGGUUCUCUCCUAUCGACCCAAACUAGUUUGGAAACUCCUUUUAUUUCUGAGCUGCUGUUGUGUUUUUGUCAUCUCACUCAUUCGGUGUCAAAGCUGACGUUGCCUCUAUGAAUUGCAGUUAUAUAUUUAAUUUGUUAUCAAUAAAUUAUCAAUUACAAAUCCAGAAAUUCCCCAGACCAGAUCACUGUUACUUUGAAGGCUGUUUGUCCUUUAAACCUUGUUGGUUUUCUCCUCAGUGGACAAGUUGAUGCAGGUUGUAUUUAUCAGGAAAACUUUUCUUUUCUUUUCUUUUUUAAUACAGUGUAUUGAAGGAUGUUUGAUAACGUGAAAUCGAGAGCAAAUUCGAGUGUUGGAUGAACCAUUUGUUACAACAACAUUUCUGUGUCAAAAAAAAAGGAAAAACUGUGUUUGAAAGAGUUACUGGUGCCUUUUUAAAAAAAAAAAAAUUUUAUGCAACUUUUCUUUUGAUAUAAUGUUUAUUCCUUAUCUGCAAAAACAGAAAUGACCAUAAACUACUCUUAAAAUGUGUACAUACUUAUUUGUUCUUUGCUGUGUAUAAUUUGUAAUUUGCUACUUUGUUCUACUAGAUCUGUGUAAUAAAUUAAGCCUUUUAUAAAUGUAAUAA
Molecule: messenger RNA, 4733 nt
Organism: Seriola aureovittata
Lineage: Eukaryota; Metazoa; Chordata; Actinopteri; Carangiformes; Carangidae
Gene: paqr6
Product: progestin and adipoQ receptor family member VI
Exons: 8
Coding region: 189-1490 (433 amino acids)
Cellular component (GO): membrane
Molecular function (GO): signaling receptor activity
Source: RefSeq, a predicted model, not a curated record